Molecule: messenger RNA, 1243 nt
Organism: Ananas comosus (pineapple)
Lineage: Eukaryota; Viridiplantae; Streptophyta; Magnoliopsida; Poales; Bromeliaceae
Product: protein LURP-one-related 6
Exons: 3
Coding region: 336-944 (202 amino acids)
Source: RefSeq, a predicted model, not a curated record
AUAGAAUAUUGUGCUAUUCUUUUACUUUAUGUGUUUCAACUUGUGUGAGGAAAAAGAUUUGCCCAACUUUAACUGCUCUAAGGCCCACAAGUUCUCUACACUCAAACUAUUAGUCAAGCAAUCACAACUACUCCAAUCACAACUACUCUUGCAAUGCUCUUUACUUGUUAUCAUGGUCUUUGCUCUCUUUUGUUAAUGCCCCAAUUAGAUAGCCAAACAUUUGAAUAAAUCUCCCCCCCUCUUCAUCUUUAUCUUUCACGUCUAUAUAAGCAAUGUUGGUUGUAGUUUAUGUCAAUUGAGAAGAAGCACAUUACUCUUGAUUCUUGAGAAGAGGUAUGGGCGGCGGAUCGACGAAUGCAGUGCCGAUAGUUAGCAAAAUCUAUUGUUCGACGUCCCUGACCACGUUGAUGAUUCGAAAGAGGCCAAAUGUUGUAAACGGUGGUGGUUUCGUUGUGACGGAUUGCAGCCAUAACAUUGUUUUCAUUGUCGAUGGAUGCGGAAUGCUCGGUGCGAAGGGAGAGUUGAUGGUGAGAGAUUGCGAUGGAGCAUCGCUACUCUUCCUUCGCAAAAAGGGAGGAAUUAUUCAAGCUCUAAGUACUCACAAUAGAUGGAAUGGCUACUCCAUGGAUUAUCAAGGAACCAACAAGUUGUUGUUUAGCUUAACUGAUCCAAAGCCAUGUCUCGCAACGAGAAGUGCGAUUAGGAUUCAAGUUGAGCCCAAGAGCCACAGCAAAGAUUGCGACUUUGAGGUGGAUGGUUCCUUCACUGAUCGAGCUUGCGUGAUCAUCGAUCGCAGGGGAAAUAUCGCAGCUCAGGUGGGGGUUGAGAUGAUGGGCAACAAAGAUUUCUAUCAUGUGAUGGUGCAACCAGGAUAUGACCAAGCCUUUGUGAUUGGUGUGAUUGCUGUUCUUGAUAAUAUUUAUGGUGAAUCCACUGCAUGCUAAUUAACCUUGCUUCUUACUUAAAUGAAUAAUACAUGAUAUCUCAUAUUAUUGUGGUAAUGUGUAAUUUUUUUUUUUUUUUCUCUUCUCCUAUUUAGUUUCCCUUAGUCUUACACUAUGGUUAAUUGUUGUGCAAAUUUAAGAUAUUUUGCAUCUCAAGGACUUGUUAAAGUUAGGGUUUACUUGUAGCUAUAUUAGAAAGAAUGAACUAAUGUUUUCUUCCAAUAUCUGUGGAAAAAGGUUUGAGGAGAUACUAGUAAUUAAAAUAAUAGAUGAGGGGAGAUAUACUAUUGUAGUGGGAA